AUGGACUCGGUGCUGAAGAAUGUCACGGCUGCGGGCAAUUACAAGGAGCACAUCGAGAAGACAAUCCAUCAGGUGUUCGUGCAUGUCUUCGAAAUGGGUGACGAGAGGACACGUUCGGCGCUUCACAAACUGCGACAGACGUGGACCGGCAUAUUCCAGCGAUCGACGCUGUACAAGAUCGAUUUGGCGGUGCAUGCCAUUGAUCCGGCUUGGCCAGUUGUCACACCGCAGCCUAUCAGUGCUGCAGCAGCAUCAUCUGCGCCGCCACAACAGCAGCAGCAGGUGUCGCAACCGCAGCAGCAGCAGCAGCAUCCGCGAGCGUCACCCAAAGUUCAUGUAAAUCCACAUUUUUUCCAGAAAACUGUUGCAUCAACAGCAAAUGCGACCACUUCUGGUGCUGCAGCGCCAGGAGCAGCAGCAGCAGCAGCAGCAGCUUCUGCCUCCAACUUUGAUUAUGAAGGGAUGAUGUGGAUGAAAGAUUUCGCACUCAACCCAGCAAUAAUGUGUUUGACGGUGCACCAGCAAUACGCUCAUUUGUGCGAAGGUCAUAAUUACACAUUACUUCAAAUCACAUCCGAGAUUCCUUUGUGGCACAUGCCCAUAUCCUCGCAUUUAAAAUUAUCACUCAGAGUAAGCCGUGAGCUCGAAGUCUUAGUUCUAGCGUUGAGUAGGUCAGCAGACGGAAAUAUUGAAGUGUAG
Gongylonema pulchrum is the source of this 699-nucleotide messenger RNA. Lineage: Eukaryota; Metazoa; Nematoda; Chromadorea; Rhabditida; Gongylonematidae. The record is from the annotation of a GenBank genome assembly.